This is a messenger RNA of Necator americanus (New World hookworm), 714 nucleotides long. RefSeq lists its product as uncharacterized. Bases 1 to 714 code for a protein of 237 amino acids. The transcript is spliced from 8 exons. The record is from RefSeq and is a predicted model, not a curated record. NCBI's taxonomy places the organism in Eukaryota, Metazoa, Nematoda, Chromadorea, Rhabditida, Ancylostomatidae.
AUGGUUGGAAAUUUUGAGCUCUCAUCUUCUGUUGCCGACGAGUAUGCGGACCUCAUGCGUAGUGACGUCACCGCACGAGUACUUCCGCUGAAUAUUACAGUGAAUUCAACGGAGCUAAUUGACGCUUCCUGCACUUUUACAUUACAUCGGACAUCCUGCAAAAAUCCACCGUUGACUACGAACGAAACGAUCUCUUGGCAUACGAGGAUCUGUUUUAACUGGAAAUGCAAUGCUCCACUUCACGCGAUGCGAGUUGAGAAUUGCUGGGUUGGCACCAGAAAAAGUCCUGUUUAUUUGGUGAAGUCCAAUGGAUGUACAGCAGAAUCCGCUCUACUCCACUCGCCUUCGUAUGCUUCUUUCCUCCGCGCUGCUUCGAUAGGAUGGCUGUCAAUCCGGCAGGCAGGUGUCGACGAGCUGCUCGUCUCCUGUCACAUCACAUUAUGUCACGUUUGUGACGACAACUGCCGAGAGUAUACCCCUCCUCGAUCGUGUCGAGACUCGUCAAUUCGUAAUUACGAUCAAAUGUGGAACGAAAGCACAGCAGUUGAACGUGCAUGCAAUCCACCCGUGGAGUCGACGACUGCAUUUCUAACUAAGCGCGAAUACUCUACACGAUGGACGAUGUUGGACACGAUCCAAAUGGCGUUUGGCCAUAUCCGUUUCACAGCAUUGGGGCGUCUUUACAGUAUCCUCAUUGCACUUGAUAAGUCCUAG